AUGGUUACUUCUACUCCCCAGAUCAGAAUUAUUGUUCCUUGGUGUAUCUGUGGAGAGCUUAGUCAUCAAUCUAGAGAGUGUCCCCUAUGUGAGACCAAUGUGCGGUCUUCUCAGUUAGGUCACUAUCAUAGGUUUAGGUCGCCUUCGAUUAGAUGUAGUGCUCAGAGUGUUGCUGGUGGUACUUCAGGUGUUCAGACUAAGGUUAGUCACGAUCCAUUGUAUGCUUUCACAGUAAGCGAUGGUAGACUAGGGUCAUGUUCUCGGUUUGGAUCGAGGGCCAGGGUUGGGAGGGCUAAGGGGGCUGAGGGAGCUUCUAGACUGAGAGUAGGGUCUUGGAAUAUUGGGACCUUAUCGGGAAAGUCCAUAGAGUUAGUUAAGAUUCUUAAGAAGAGGAAGAUUAAUAUAGCUUGCGUCCAGGAGACUAAAUGGGUAGGACCUAAAGCUAAGAAGGUGGAUGGGUACAAACUUUGGUUUUCGGGCAAGUCGAGGUUUAAGAAUGUUGUAGGGAUCUUAGAAGAUAGCGAGCUUAGAGAUCAGGUGGUAGAGGUUAGGAGGACCAAUGAUAGGAUGAUGACGAUUAAGUUAGUCAUUGGAGGACUCACCUUUAACAUUAUUAGUGCCUAUGCGCCGCAAGUGGGGUUGGACGAGGAGAUAAAAAGGCGCUUUUAG
Solanum dulcamara is the source of this 669-nucleotide messenger RNA. RefSeq lists its product as uncharacterized. The record is from RefSeq and is a predicted model, not a curated record. The coding region runs from base 1 to 669 and encodes 222 amino acids. Lineage: Eukaryota; Viridiplantae; Streptophyta; Magnoliopsida; Solanales; Solanaceae. The transcript has 2 exons.